AUGGCUCUGCAAAACAAUGUUAUCAGGACGUCAUUGAUACAUAAAAGACUGGAAAGACCUAACCCAUGCAAUCAUUAUGACAGGGGAAAUGCCCCUCUUGUCUCCAGGGUAAAGUCCAUACCAGCUGUAACCACUACUCUGUCGGAAGCUAUAAGUAACUCGGAACCAAAGACGGAGCCAUCUAGUGGGUCCAGCGCUGGGAACGGCGAGAAGUCAGACGCCACGAAACCUCCGUACUCCUAUGUAGCUCUAAUUACAAUGGCUAUACAGAACAGCGAGACUAAGAAGGCUACCCUCAGUGAAAUAUACGCCUAUAUCACCAAAGAGUUUCCGUACUUCCAAAAGAACAAAAAGGGCUGGCAAAACUCCAUCCGUCACAAUUUGAGCCUCAAUGAGUGUUUCAUCAAAGUCCCGCGAGAGGGCGGCGGCGAGCGGAAGGGAAAUUACUGGACACUUGAUCCACAAUGCGGUGAUAUGUUUGAGAACGGGAACUUUAGAAGGCGGCGGCGGAUGAAGCGGCCUUUUCGAAGUACGCCGUAUGGAAAGGGGCUAUACGGAGACGCUUUUCACCCAGGUCCUAUGGGCCAAGCACAUGUCCAGCCGUUGUCUAUAUCAGCUAACUACUUUGGCCCUGGAACGUACUCGCCGUCAUACCCGCCGUUUGAUCCGAGCUGGCUGGGUCAGCCUGCGUCCAGUCUGGGUUAUGGUAGUGCGUGUUCUCCACACUCAAAUCUGCAGCACCAGGCUUCACCUUUCGGCUCCUAUAUCACACAGCAGUUGCAAGAACAGCUUCAGGGGCCGUUACAGCCAAUUCCAAUAUCAAUGAACACUUCGGGUUAUUCCAUGGGCUUUCCAAGUUUCGAUGCAUCCCCUAACUCAGCGCCACCAUACUCCGGUCCGGUGGAUGGUCAUCCUGUAUCCCAUCACGACAUCAGUGCUAGUGAUGGCCCCUCUCAUUAUUGGACUACAGAUUCCAACGCCAGUCACUCACGAACAUAUGAACAUCCAAGCAGUGUCCGUCCAGCUUCACAUGACGAAGGAAUUGACAUGGCUGAGUCGGCUGCUAGAUAUCUACUUUGGUCUGAUGUGGGUAAAGACGACAAUUCCUUACAUUUUACAUCGGGUGAGACUUAA
Molecule: messenger RNA, 1134 nt
Organism: Leptosia nina
Lineage: Eukaryota; Metazoa; Arthropoda; Insecta; Lepidoptera; Pieridae
Source: the annotation of a GenBank genome assembly